AUGCAGAUGGAAAAGGAAGUCGAUGGGCUCGGAGGCACUGCCGACGGAGAGGAGGAAGUCAUUCCCCUCCAAAAGGUCAACUGGGAACACCACGGCCCGUGGUCGUGGGUGUCCGUAUGCUCUCGACCGGGAGUGAGGUGGGUCUGCGAACGUACCAAGUCGGACGAAUUUUCCGAAGUCGCGAGCGGCCUGACCAGAACUUGGAGCCGACGCCUGAAGAUGAAGAGGUAUCGACCACUGCAGAUCAAAUACCCCGAUCCAGCUCUGGCGCUUGCCUGGAAGUAUGUUGAAGGGUACUUCGAGCAGUCGUACGAUGCCGUCUUUGGCAUCGUUCAUCGUCCGAGUUUCGAAGCUCGACUUCACGCCCAUUUUGAAAAUCCCACUGCCGCCGCCCAAGAUGACGGUCCUUCGUGGUUUGCGCUGCGCAAUAUCAUUUUUGCGGCUGGCAGCAGAUGUGUGCUUGCGGCCGAUCCGACCGUCUCGUUCGUGCAGGCGGAAGUUCAGGCCGCCCAGUACUUUCAGAAUGCUUUAUCCGUCUUUAGUGAGAUUAUUUUUGGCCACUCGGGGUUUACUGCAGUCCAAGCUCUUGCACUUAUGGCAUUCUACUCGGAAGGUCUGGGAAGCCCGGCCUUGGAAUACCCGCUGUGCACCAACGCUGUGCAAUUGGCCCAAGCGAGGGGGCUGCAUCGCGAGCCACCCAAGUCUUGGGGCUUGUCGGCCUCGGACGACUUGAACAGACGGUGGCUGUGGUGGGCCAUCUACUGUCUCGAGAAACAAAUCGCAUUUAGGAGUGGGCGUCCGUCUUUAAUUGAUGACAACAAUAUCAGUACGACCAUCCCAACAUCGGCACCUCCGGGAAGCACCAACGACGUCGAGGCGUUUACGCUAAUCGUCAGACAUGCGCAAAUAUCGUCCCAGAUCUCCCAUCGAAUCAUGUCAGUCAAGGCGUUCAAGCAAGCUCCUGCCCAAGUCCUCGACACGGUACACGACAUUCACAACAAGCUACAAGAGCUUCUGCAUUCACUUCCGGCUGACCUCUCCGUGGAUCCCUCCGAGUCCGGGGACUCUCGCCGGCCACGCCCACGGUGGACUCAAAGCCUCUAUCUACAUUUCGCCAUCCACGGCAGUCUAAUGGCGACUCAUAUCAUUCUCUUCUAUCCGUGGAUCGCAGCUCGGUUCGGGACAGAAUCCGACCCGGUGUUUCACAAUCAGGUCCUGAGCUCGUCAAAAACCAUUGCGAAUUCCGCGAGGCAGAUCAUCCGGAUCCUGCGCUCGGUGACGACAGACAUUGCCGCCCCGGCCUGGUUGACCUUCUACUAUCCGAUGUAUGCCCACAUCAACCUCUUUGUCUACUUGCUCAAAUUUCCAUCCUUGUCGAGCGUCCUGGGAGAUUUGGCGUUGCUCGACAUGUGUACCGGGCACUUUGGCCACAUUGAACAUGUGACAAAUUCGGACAUUUCGUUUCACUUUCCCCGUGAGUCGGCCGCAUUAUGUCUCAAGUUCAUCAAGGCAAAUCAACCCCAAGGCAGAGAGAGGGAGACGGCGCCUGGAACGCCACAAGCAGGGGCCAACCCGACACUCCAUUCCAACCGAUCGAGAAAUGAUUUGGAGGAUAUCGACAGUCAACUCACAUCUUCAGCGUCACGCGAUCUGACCAACGGUAAUCUAUUUGACGCUAUGGAUAUUGAUGUGGAAUCUUGGAAUAUCUUUUCGUCGAUCGACAUCACGAGCGAUCUGACGGCUGCAUUCGGCGCGUUUGUGCCCGUUGAAAAGGAAACGAAUGAAUCUUCGACCUCUUAG
This is a messenger RNA of Cladophialophora psammophila CBS 110553, 1800 nucleotides long. RefSeq lists its product as uncharacterized. Gene Ontology annotation, molecular function: DNA binding; zinc ion binding. Gene Ontology annotation, biological process: DNA-templated transcription. Lineage: Eukaryota; Fungi; Ascomycota; Eurotiomycetes; Chaetothyriales; Herpotrichiellaceae. The coding region runs from base 1 to 1800 and encodes 599 amino acids. The record is from RefSeq and is a predicted model, not a curated record. The transcript has 4 exons.